Messenger RNA from Dendroctonus ponderosae (mountain pine beetle), 1384 nucleotides. Its product is annotated as protein crossbronx homolog. The record is from RefSeq and is a predicted model, not a curated record. NCBI's taxonomy places the organism in Eukaryota, Metazoa, Arthropoda, Insecta, Coleoptera, Curculionidae. The coding region runs from base 349 to 1173 and encodes 274 amino acids. The transcript has 6 exons.
GCCUAGGCAACGUCAGGGCGGCGCCUAAUUCAACUUCAAUCUUAUUCAAACCCUUAGUAAACAGCCCCUUUUUACAAAAGCGCCCCCAAUUUCAGCUAAAUUAGGUGAUAAAAGUCCAGCAUUCAUUGAGCCUGGGUCGAGCCCAUCUCUACUCAACAGCUGAUUGAUGCUGCCAAACAACAUUAAAAUGAUGAAAAGUGAGGCUGUGUGUUUAGUGAAAGUAUGUGGGUUGGGAGAUAAAAUCGUCCUAAUUAUCCUUGUUAUCCGGCGAUAACAGCAGACAAGCACCGUUAACGAUUAUGUUUUACACGGAAACGAGCUGUAGGCUUUUGGUUUUGUUUUUCCAGCAUGUUUUCGCCAGCGAAGAAUGACUCGUCUAAGAGUGAGCCAGGAGGAUCUUUUGCCAGGCAGGGCUCAUUAAGACGCGUAAUCCCGCCCGAAACUGACCGAGACAACCUGUUUGGCCGGCAAAAUGAGGAUCUUAACAACAUUUUCAAGAUCUAUCGCCAAGAGUACAUCAUUUUGGCCGAAUACAAAAUGAUCCAAACUGAAGACAUUCAAGGAGUAUACGUGAUUCCGUCCAGAGAAAACCCCCUUAUGUGGUUUGGUGUGAUUUUCGCCAGAAGCGGGCCUUACAAAGACGGUGUUUUUAGAUUUACACUAUUUUUAGAUGAUUCUUUUCCUGAUUGCGAACACCCGAAAGUCCUGUUCCAUUCAAAACUGUUACAUCCUGUGAUAAACCCGGAGACAAACGAGCUGAACCUAUCGGGCGCGUUCCCGACUUGGAACAAAAACGAACAACACUUGUGGCAGGUUCUCAAGUACAUCCAGUGGAUUUUUAUUAAUGUGGAAGCCAGCUUAAAGCACAGUAUUAACAAGGAAGCCAGUGAAUUAUUACUCAAAAACAAAGAAGCAUUUUCCGCACGAGCUCAGGAACUAGUGGAACUGAACAAGAAGCAUCUUUAUGAUAGUCCGCCAACUGAAGACAAACACUAUAUAGCUUUUGAGCCGUUCAACCCCGAGCUGCACAAGAAGGAGAACAUGAUGGCUUUUUUGCAGGAAAAGGGCCAACGUGGCAAAGCCGGGUACUCAUGGGUUUUACCGCGGCGCUUCAAACCGCUGGAAAGGCCCAUCACUCCGCCCCUGGAUAACGGAGUAGAGGACAGUACUUAAGUUUCCCACCCCGACCUUGUUAGGAAUGUUUCUAAUUGUAGAUGAUUACACAGAGUGCCUCAAAGGGGCGACUUUGCUUGGAAUAGUUGGUUAAGGCACACAGAACAAAUAUCUAUUUACAGCGCAAUGCGCAAUAUUGGCUAGUUGCUUUUAAUAUGUAUAUUUUUGACUUGUUACACUGUUUUACAAAAAUAAAUAAGCUGAUACUAAA